UGUACAAACUGAUAUGCAUGUGGCUUUAGAAGUGUAGUGGUAACCAAGGAAUCAGCUCGUGAACAGGCAGGCAGUGCCCGAGGAAGAAGUGACAGUCACGCAGACUUCAUCACAUACCCGGCCCGCUUUCUGGGGAUUGCCUCUUGGAGCUUCUACAACUUUGUUUGCGUCUGAAUUGUCUGGAAAAUGCUCCUCUUGUUGCUGGGAAUCGUCCUCUUGCACAUUGCCGCCUUAGUGCUCUUGUGUGUGUCCACUAUUGUUAGCACCUGGGUGGAGACGAGCGGUAGCAGUGCAGACCUUUGGCUAAACUGUUCCACCACCAACGGGGGGUCGCAUUGUGAUCCUGCAAACACGUCAGAAUGGAUUCAGGCGGUCCAGGCCACAAUGAUCCUGUCCGUCAUCUUCAGCGUGAUUUCCUUGUUCCUGUUCUUCUGCCAGCUCUUCACUCUCCAGAAGGGAGGGCGCUUCUUCUUCACUGGAAUCUUUCAGAUACUUGCAAGUCUUUUCGUGAUGAGCGGGGCGACAAUAUACACCGUGAAAAGUGCUGAUUGGGUCCCGGAGGCGGCAAGCUAUGGGUACGCUUACAUCCUGGCUUGGGUCGCCUUCCCAAUCGCUCUGAUCAGCGGAUUCAUUUACAUAAUCUUGAGAAAACGUGAAUGAGCUUUCAUCAAUGGCACCAAGGCGUCUUUACUGCAGCGUCCAAAGUCAGAAUUGAAACUGAUAAAAAAAAAAGAAAAAUUUACAAAAAAAAUACUGUUAUAAUUUGAAGAUGUAUAUAGUAAAUGGUUUAAAACCUAUUUAUAACACUUUUUACAUACAUGUACAUAGUAUUGUUUUGCUUUUUUGACCAGAGAUAUCUUCUUAAGCUCUUGUAAAGCUAAUUCAGGCCUGCGGAACACUCAUUGUAACGAUGGAAUAAACAUGUUUGUGCCUUUCUUUUUUUUCUUUGUUCUGACGCCAAAAAAAACCCCCGAAAUUUGAUUUUGAUUAUGUUAACCAAAGCGCAUGUAUAAAAUAGAAGUCUAGAGAGCUUGUGUUUCAGCUGUGUUCGUUUUAGAGAAAUACAUUUGCUAUAAUAAAUUGAUUAAAUAAAAA
Polyodon spathula (Mississippi paddlefish) is the source of this 1095-nucleotide messenger RNA. Its product is annotated as peripheral myelin protein 22-like. Lineage: Eukaryota; Metazoa; Chordata; Actinopteri; Acipenseriformes; Polyodontidae. Gene Ontology annotation, cellular component: plasma membrane. The record is from RefSeq and is a predicted model, not a curated record. Bases 187 to 660 code for a protein of 157 amino acids. The transcript has 5 exons.